GAGAGAGAGAGGGCGGAUCCAAGCCAAUGGCGACCAAGACCCUUCUUCUCGCCGGUCUCCUGGCCCUCGCCGUCAGCCUGGCGCCGCACGGCGCGGAGGCCGGCGGGCAGCCCCCACUGAUGAUCGUCUCCGGCGUCGUGCCAUGCAGCGCCGGGAACUCCAUCAACGCGGCCGCGGUCCCGCCGUUCCCGAACGCCGCCGUGCAGAUGGUGUGCGCCCGUAGCGUGAUGGCCAGCGCGACGGCGGACCGCACCGGAGCCUACACCAUGAACAUGGGCGCGGCCACCUCGUCGCUGCUCGCCCCUCUGCUCGGCAACCACUGCAAGGUGGUGGUGGUCACCCCGCUCGCCGCGUGCAACGCGUCCCUGGCCAGCGUCACCGGGACGCUCGCCGCGCCGGUGCAGCUCCUGGGCAUUGACAGCGGCACCGGCGGCCUCGGGGGCCUUGGCGGCCUCAUCGGCGGGCUCGUCGGCGGCAUCCUUAACAUCAUCCCAUUGCCCUUCUCCGUCGUGUAGAUACUCAACUACGACCAAUACGACGGACCUAAAUAAAUACUGUACGUGUCAUCAUCAUCAACCUACCAAUGUACCAAUAAAUUGGUCAACUAUCCUCGCUUUAUCAUGUAAGUAAAAUCUACUCAUGUGAUAUGUGUUACCGCUUCUAAGAAGCACAUAAGUAAGCAUAUCGCGUGAUAUUACUCUGCGAGGGCGUCGCGUGAUCAAUGUUCGUUUGUGAAAAAUGAAG
Messenger RNA from Hordeum vulgare subsp. vulgare (domesticated barley), 744 nucleotides. RefSeq names its product phylloplanin-like. Bases 27 to 515 code for a protein of 162 amino acids. NCBI's taxonomy places the organism in Eukaryota, Viridiplantae, Streptophyta, Magnoliopsida, Poales, Poaceae. The transcript has 2 exons. The record is from RefSeq and is a predicted model, not a curated record.